AUGAAAGAAGUAUCGUUAGAAAACGAACUGGAACUUAUCUAUGAGUACACGCUGUCAGUGGAAUUCUUAAUAAAAAAGCUGAGUGAUUAUAUCAAGAGGAAACACACGCAGAAAAAAAUAGUCGAAAGGAGGGACCUCCUGAACAAAUUUGUUCUUAAGUAUCUAAAUAAAAAUGUCCCAUCGAAGUUAUCUCAUCAUAUGCGAUAUGCCAAGAAUAAUAAAUUUUAUGAACAGAUUUUUCUAUGCGCCUUUUACCAUGUCAUUGGAAAGUUGGUGCAGCGCGACCCGCUGUUCGGUUUGCAGGAGGGGUCCAACGGAAGUGACGGUUACAGGUUGAACGGAGGGCAGCCCAAAUGUACAGAAAAGGCAAAUGUAUAUGUAACCACGAAUGAAGAGAUGGGAAGGAAAGAGGAAGUGUCGAAGAAGGCGCUUGAAUACAUAACAAGGGAGAAUCUUCCGUAUCACAAAUUAAGUGACGGACUUUUAAUUCUCCAUUCGACUUAUGAGCAAAUAUGCGACGUCAUUUAUGCCUUCAGCGUUAUAUGCUAUGUAUACGAGUUCCACUCGUUUUUCAGAAUCAAAAAUGUAAAGAUUGCAAAAAGUGACAAGUGCGCCUUUGGUUUCUUCAGCUGGAUUUAUGACAUUAAGUUGUUCGUUUUGAAGAAUUUGAAACUGCGAGAGGCGCGUACAGGUGGACCAAAUGGCCAACCUGGUAGGACUGGCCAAAGUGACAGAAGUGAUGAAUACCAUUCGGCGCAAGGGGAUAGUCCCGAUGUAGCCCGGAACAACGUGGCAAUCUGCGAAAAUGGCCACGAAGACCACUUUGAAAGUGGAAGCAGUGGCAAUGCGGAUUUUAUAAGAAGCAGAGAGGUUGUAGGCAACAAGUUUGUGAAGAUGUGUGUAGAGCAGAACCAUCCGCAGGAGAAUUCCCCCCAGAUGGGAAGCACAAUCGUCCAAAUAGAAAACCCAAUUAUUGAUGAAGAAUUUUUUAAUUUCAUGCUAAACAGGGGAAAACAUAUUGAGAGGAUUUUCUUCGGCCAUCCAGACGAGGUGCAAAAUUGUUAUGCUGGGAUGAAUGGCGAAGGAGUUUUAAGUAACCAUUUGGGAAGAGGCACGAACAUAGGGGGGAAAUAUAACCAAGAUGAUGGGAGAAGUAAUUAUCCAAACGGUACUCCUGAUAGGGAUAGGUAUGUACUGUCAUAUGGAAUGAACAACGGAGUUGGACCUUCAUUUGGUUCACUUCACGGGGGAAAUGCUGACGUAGGAAGGUAUGCCCAAUUGAGGAGUGAUACGAGUAAGUUGUUGGGUUAUACUGGCGCAUAUGCUUGGAAGGUAAAAAAUUACAACGAAGUGAAGUCGCAUUUUGAACAGCUAUACAAUAGGAUGAAGAACGUGAAGACGUGCAAAUUUUAUAUACCCCUCUGCCUGUACGUAAAUUACACAUUUGAUUUUUAUCACUUGAGCACAAAAAGGAAAACUUGGAAAAUUAUAAAUUUCAGUUUAUGUUUUGAUGAAGGAGCGUAUGACUCUACCAAGGUUAACAAAAAUUGCAAUGGAAACCAUGUGAACAGUUUUUUUUCCAACUGGAGUAGACACCCGGAGGAGCAUGUGAAUAAGAGGAGCUGCGUUUCCUUUCAUAUGGGUGGCCUGGUCGAAUUCAUUAACCAAAAUAACAAUUUGAAAAAGGGGCACAUAAUGGCUGCGCUUAGGAAAUUUAUCGAUUGCGAAUUGCUCGGUGGAAAUACUUCGCCUUCCCUGGAGGAAAGCGAAGAGGAAGAAAAAAAAAAUAAAAGUGAUGCAGCAGAAUGUGAUCAAUAUGUUAAGAUGUUUUACACACCCAGUGGAGUGUUUGGACAGGAGGGAGAAGUUGGAAGGAGGGAACCCGACUGUAAAAACAACACCAACAGUGUAUCAAUCGAUGAGCAUUUUACUUAUAACCAUGUGAGUGAAGAAAUGGAGCAAGUCCAACCGUGUGGAGGGCAAAAUAACUACCGACGGAACGGCAAAACAAUGGAUGGUCAGCAAAAAAAAUGCCAAAGGGGAAGAAAAAAAGAUGCGCAAAUUGGUCCAUUUCAACGGGGAAGGAACCCAAAUCAUGUCAUUAUAGGGAUAAACGAAUUCGUUAGUGAAUAUCUUUAUAUGUUCAUUUCGUAUGUCUGCUUAAAUGUAACAAAAAUUGCCAUCUUCCUAAUCGAGAGGUAUAAGAUGACCAUACCGAACAGGUACCUAGAUCUGACCUCCUACCUUUUUAUAUGCCAAGCGAAUAAGCUGAAUUCAAACAUUCUACAUUUUAUUAACAAGUACAAAAUUUACCGUUAUCUUUUUCGAAAUGAUAUUUCCAAGAGGGACUUGAAGGAGAAUUAUUUUAUUUACAAAAAAAUCAAGUGUAGUGAAAUGGGGAGAAGGCACAACGAUCUCUACUUGAAAUUUUUGGAAGACAUUGAAACUGAACAUUAUUUGGCUACCUCUGCAAAUGCGAACGGUAACAGGGGGAUAAAUAAUUACUCGGUGCGUCUCCAUAAAGGGAAUCCUCUUGGGGGAAAUUUGGACACUGGCCACACUUAUGAUACUGGAAAUGGGGGCAGAGACGCGGGCGUCACGAGCAGUAGUAACAGUGGUACCAGUAGGGGAAGCCAAAGCGGAAGUAACAGUGACGGCAACAAAAGUAGAAGCAGCAAAGUGUACUCCACGUCGAACCAUUACAGGAAUAGCCACAACGAACAUAUUAAUUACGCCGUGUCGACUAAAAAUGAAAACAUGCAAGGUGGUAAUAAAAAUGUUUUGGUAGUGCCAGAGAAACACAGUAGGCAGUCAAGGGAAAUGGUGGGAAUGGUGUUACCAGGAAGUAGCCACUCCGCUGUAAACAACCCGAAUGAGGAAAUGAUAUCCGAUGUAACAACUUCCAUUUUGUUCCCAUCUGAUGGGGGGAGCGCAAAAGGGGGUGCUGGACAGAUCGGGGGGUUUCCCUGUGGAGGUACCAACAGGGAGCAUCCCUUCCAUGGGGGCGCAACCCAACAAGGCGACCAAGCAGAAAACAAAAGAAUCGAAGAGGUAGUCCAUUCCCCAAACUUCAACCACAUUAGCAACACGAAAUAUUACGCGGAUCUUACGUACAACAAUUGCGAAGGUGAACAGUACUACUACGCGGUUGGUAGCAAUAACAUGUGUAAGAGGGAGGAUGCACAGAAUAGGGUGAAAAUGUGUUAUUCGGAGGGGUGCAAGGAGGAGAAGCUGAUGGAGCCAUCAAAUUGGCAAGACAAGAAUGGCGAUGCUUUUGCAAAUGAAAUGUUUAACGUAGCAGGGAAUUGGCACCAUGGCAUUGGUGCGGGGGAGAAAGAAUGUAUAGUUAGCAGUUCCCCGAGUAGCGCACCACUAAACCCCGCAUAUGUCAGAAGCAUAAACUUCCUAAACCGUGAGGCGUACCCAAUCAAAUUGAACGUGCCGUACAGCCUGAACCUGAGUGAUAUCCUAAAGAGCGACGUGCGUAUUUCACACUUGGUCGAAAGUUGCAGGGGAAACAGAACGCUAGAGCUAGAACUGAUCAAGCAGCAGCUAAAAAACGGAAACGUAAAGUACGCAAUAAAAUUACUAAAAAUGUUCAAUUAUGAGUUGCUACAAUUUCCAAACCUAUUCUACUACUUGAAUUAUAAGUCUUACAAUUAUCUGGUGAACACCUUCGACAGGAGGUACAUAAUUUACUACCUGUAUGACAACCCUAAGUAUUUGAAAAUGUAUUUUAGUGCUCUAUUGAAGAAGAAGAAUUUGGAGGCGUGUCUCCUGGCUGUAUACUUUUUGUACCCCCUGUAUAUUUCCUCCGAAGAUGUGGACUUUCGAAUGUUUUAUUUUUUGUUUUUCAAACCGAGGAAGAUGAAGAAGGCGAAUUACAACAGCAACAUUGUGCAUAACGAGCCGUACCUGAGGCAGUACGAAAAUGAGUACAGAAAUGCAGAUCGUGACGCAGGAAGGAACAGCGGUAGUGCGCUUCCCAAUUGUGAUGGAAAUGCCUACGAAAAUGGGGCCGAAAUUGCUGCUGCAGGUAGUAACCCGUUGUGCAGUCAGAACUACAACGCUAUAUACUCCUUCCUGAAGAAUGAAUGCGUAAUUAUUAAUGACCUGAACUUUUGUUUCAAAAAUGAGGAAGUCAUGCCGUUUGAUAGCGUCACGAGGAAGGUGUACAAAUUGACAGACCUGUGUAAAUAUUUCGACAUAUUUGAAAAGUUAAAAAAAAUUAACACGGAAAUUAUUAGGAACUCUUUUGAUUAUCUGAUUAGGAGAAAUGGGAAGUGUUCUUGUACGAAGAAUUUUAUUUGCAUAAAAGACUUAGGGUCAUCUUUGAAAGUAGUAAAAGUUUUAGAAACGUUUCAAGAUUUCUUUACCCUUUAUGAACACAUAAAGAAAAAGGAGAGAGUCAUAUUUAUCGACGCGGAAUGGAAGUGCACUAUAUUUCGUGAGAAUGCCAUCGUUUCCAUUUUUCAAGUGGCUUUAAAGGAUACCCCCGUGUCGUACAUAAUUGACUUGAAAAAAAUUGCAGUAGAAAAUUACGAAAUAAAUUACUACAUUUCGGACCUUUUUCGCGAUCCAAAUAUUAUCAAAGUUGGAGUGGCCUUUUUAAGCAAUGACAUGUUGCAUUUUAGAAAGUACUACGACAUUGUUACUAUGUUGAAAUGGGAAAAGUAUCACAGCAUAUUGGUGGACAGUACUGAUAAGGGGGAAGAACAUACCGACUUGGGGAAUACAUACCAAUUCCCUUCAGGAAAGGAUCAAAUGACUAGCAACAGCACGAGUGAUUGGGAUGUGUUGCUAAGGCGGGCCAUGAAGAGCGUCUACGAGAGUGAUAACCCAAGUGCAAGCGCAAAUCAUUGUGGGAUCCAUCUGAACGAAGGGGAGCAGGGCCAACACAUCAACAGGAGUGAGCCUCAUUCUACAGAUAACCGAAGGAAAGAACAAGAUGGAAAAGAAAACGCCAUUCUCAGUAACGACAUAAGUUAUAAGAAUAUCUUUCCUGUUAAUUAUUUUGUAAAGUACAAAAAUAAUGACGCACUGAUAGAUAAGCAUUUGAACUCAAAGUGCAGUGGCUGUGGGAAGGUUGGAAUAUACAGUUGCAUACACAAGUACUACGACUUGGAGUUUAUUUAUUUGAAAUAUUAUGAACAGCUGAAGGGGUACUUUCCCCACCUACGAAAGAACAUGAGUUACUCUGUCAAAAUGUUCGGGAAAGCUUUAUGUCCGGAGAAAGAAGUUAACAAGGAGUGCCAGAUCAUGAACUGGAACUUCAGGCCCCUCUCCUCCGUCAGUGUAGAGUAUGCCAUACUGGACGUCCUCAUUUUGAAGAACUUUUUUAAUUUAAUUCAGUCCAAGUUGUCAUUCAGCAUCGAGCAGGCCCUCUAA
Molecule: messenger RNA, 5388 nt
Organism: Plasmodium coatneyi
Lineage: Eukaryota; Apicomplexa; Aconoidasida; Haemosporida; Plasmodiidae
Exons: 1
Coding region: 1-5388 (1795 amino acids)
Molecular function (GO): nucleic acid binding
Source: RefSeq, a predicted model, not a curated record